AUGGGUACCAUCGCUAAAAAUUAUAUCCUAUCUCCCUGGGAAGGUGUUGGAGAGGAUCUUCUCCUUAUUUAUUCAGGUGUAGAGGCAUCAUGCAGCAACUCAUCAGAUGUUCUUGACGUAACCGCCACGUCUGCUGCAAGGAGAAUUUUUUUCCCAAUAACGAACGCACCGUCUUCCACGUACGACAUUUGUUAUGACUGGAGGAUCACGGGACAGCCAGGGGAGAUGAUGGAGCUCUAUCUAGUGAGAACCAUUCAAUAUGACCAGCCGUGUACCGUGGGAAAGUCCUGUCUCCUCAUUUAUGACGGAUAUAAUUUCUCAGCAAUGUUUGGCUUCCGGAAGAUGAGGGAGGAGGACGGAAAUGUAACGGAGGCCCUGCGCUUGGCAUAUCCGAUCCACCAGCAUGUGUUCAUCCGGUUUUACACGUAUGAAAAUAGCGGCUUCGUCAUUCAACACAGAUCCAGAAAUGAUAUAGAUGACUAUGGGUUUGCGAGCAACCAGAAGAAGACAAUAGGGAUCGCCCUGGCGGCUAGUGGGAGCGCCUUGGUUAUCAUCAUUAUCGCCAUCUUUGCGGUCCUGUCCUGUAGCAGGGACAAGGGCAAGGAGACGGACAGCCAAAGUGGACUGGUCAACGGGACCACGGGAGAUCCAAAUAGGAGAAUAGGCCUGUUCUAUAGAACAAACAGGAAACAAAACAUGUCAACACUUUGA
This is a messenger RNA of Saccostrea echinata, 711 nucleotides long. RefSeq lists its product as uncharacterized. NCBI's taxonomy places the organism in Eukaryota, Metazoa, Mollusca, Bivalvia, Ostreida, Ostreidae. The transcript is spliced from 5 exons. The record is from RefSeq and is a predicted model, not a curated record. Bases 1 to 711 code for a protein of 236 amino acids.